Molecule: messenger RNA, 828 nt
Organism: Astrephomene gubernaculifera
Lineage: Eukaryota; Viridiplantae; Chlorophyta; Chlorophyceae; Chlamydomonadales; Astrephomenaceae
Source: the annotation of a GenBank genome assembly
CAUUGCGUUGCUGAUACACUAGUGCUUAUAACAAUUCACUUCACGUCUAUUUGCACCUCCGCUGUUUUCCCCGUGCUGCUUCCACACCACGCUUGCAGUGAUCCAUAUCUGGUAUCUGUAUCGCAAAGAAGAGCAUUGCAAGUUUGCAAAGGAUGACAGGGACGGCGUUUGAUUGCAGGACCUAUGAUCUAAACGCAUAUGCGACCGAAAUACUAAAGAAUCGAGUCGAGCGCUUCAGUACGGUGUACUCAUGCUGCUUUGUGACGUCAGCGGAGACGUUGAGCGCGUGCGGGGGCACACAUGCCGACGGCGAUGGGCGUCCACCUCCCGACAUGCUCCUCGCUGCCAGCAGCACGGGAGAGAUAAAGCUGUACCUGCUCCCUGACCUGGUGCAGCGCUGGACGGCGGGGCAGCAGUCGGGGCAGGCGGUGUGCAGCUGGCGGGCGCACCGGGGGGCGGUGUACUGCAUGGCGCGGGCGCGUGCAGGAUCCGACGUGCUCUUGUUCAGCGGCGGGGAUGACGGCUACGUGCGCGGCUGGCGGCUGUCGGAUGUGAUGCGGCACCUGCAACAGCAACAGCAGCAACAGCAGCCUCCCUUACCACCGCAUCACAACCAGCAGCAGCAACCUUCUAAGCAGCAGCCUCUGCAGCCUCAGCAGCAGCAGGAUGAGGCCAUGUUGGAGCCGGGCGCUGCGGCGCUCCGGCCGUGCCUAGCGGUGCGGCUGCCCCGCGCGGAGAGCCCACUGGCCGCCAUAUCGCUGCCGCCGGCGGUGCAGGCGCUGGCAGUGGCGGGGGAGGCAGGGGGAGGCGGCUCAGGGGAGCUGACGC